AAUUCCAUUUUAAAAUAAUCGUUCUUGACCGACCGGUGAUUAAAAGUUGAAAGAAACUUAUGAAUGAAAAAUGCACGUGAGUGGAGAAAGAGAACCUAGACUUCAGCGAUAUGAAAAGAUUGAAUUUUUGGGAGAAGGACAGUUUGCGACAGUCUACAAGGCGAAAGAUACUCUAAACGAUAACAAAAUAGUUGCCGUUAAAAAGAUUAAACUGGGUUCACGAGAAGAGGCUAGAGAUGGAAUCAAUCGAACAGCUUUGAGAGAAAUCAAGUUACUCCAAGAACUCAAGCAUGACCAUAUAAUUGGUUUACUCGAUGUCUUUGGUCACCGUUCUAAUGUAUCUCUGGUGUUUGACUUUAUGGAUACUGAUUUGGAGCAAAUAAUCAAGGACACAACCAUCAUUCUCACUCCAGCACACAUUAAAGCUUACAUUCUUAUGACACUUCAAGGACUUGAAUAUCUCCAUCUUCUAUUUAUUCUUCACAGAGAUCUGAAACCAAACAAUCUUCUUGUUGAUCGUCAAGGAAUACUGAAACUUGGUGAUUUUGGUUUGGCAAAAUCGUUUGCAUCACCCACUCGUAUCUACACUCACCAGGUUGUGACGAGGUGGUAUAGGUGUCCAGAACUGUUGUUUGGUGCUCGAAUGUACGGUACCGGUGUUGAUGUAUGGGCAGUAGGUUGCAUAAUGGCUGAACUUUUGCUUCGACUCCCCUUUUUACCUGGAGAAUCUGACUUAGAUCAACUUACACGUAUUUUUACAACUUUGGGCACUCCAAACGAAGAGAAUUGGCCAGGACUGCUUUCGCUACCAGAUUUUGUUCAGUUUAAGGCUUUCCCCGUGAUUCCAAUGCGGCAUAUUUUCACCGCCGCCGGAGAUGAUUUGCUGCAGCUUUUGAGUCGUUUUUUGGCAUUGCAUCCUUUAGACAGGUGUACUUGCAGCGAAGCUUUGCAAAUGCCGUAUUUCAGCAAUAAACCAGCUCCAGCUCCAGGAUCAUCUCUACCUCUACCUGCAUCUCUAAGUCAAGCAGCAGUCGACAAAAGCGGAACAAAACGUAAAGUGACUGACAACGGGGAGGGAGGUUCAUUAGCGAAACGUUUAGUUUUCUAAUAAGUGGUUGAACCAAUACAUAUGUUUCUAAUAUAA
Daphnia pulicaria is the source of this 1144-nucleotide messenger RNA. It is a transcript of the gene Cdk7, whose product is annotated as cyclin-dependent kinase 7-like. The transcript has 7 exons. NCBI's taxonomy places the organism in Eukaryota, Metazoa, Arthropoda, Branchiopoda, Diplostraca, Daphniidae. Gene Ontology annotation, biological process: positive regulation of transcription by RNA polymerase II; protein phosphorylation. Bases 71 to 1108 code for a protein of 345 amino acids. Gene Ontology annotation, molecular function: cyclin-dependent protein serine/threonine kinase activity; ATP binding; RNA polymerase II CTD heptapeptide repeat kinase activity. The record is from RefSeq and is a predicted model, not a curated record. Gene Ontology annotation, cellular component: nucleus; cytoplasm; transcription factor TFIIK complex.